Molecule: messenger RNA, 2655 nt
Organism: Pyrenophora tritici-repentis Pt-1C-BFP
Lineage: Eukaryota; Fungi; Ascomycota; Dothideomycetes; Pleosporales; Pleosporaceae
Cellular component (GO): mitochondrial inner membrane
Source: RefSeq, a predicted model, not a curated record
AUGCUUACGCCCCGUACAAGCAGUGCAUUCGUAUGCCUCCGAUGUGAAGCCCGACUGGCCCGUCAGCCUCGUCCUGCGCUCCCUCGCCGACCCUCGCAUGCCCAAUUUUCUACAUCCGUACGCCAGCGCGAUGACGCGCAAGAAGUCGAGGCUCAGCCUCAGCCUUCUAGGGUUAAAAUCACAAAGUACAUGCAGCGGCUAAACCGGUUGAGAAUCGACAGGGGCAACGUCAUUCGAGAAACAUCGGCAAGACUCAAUGGCAUCAAGCGCUUGGGCGACGAUGCUGAGAUUUUGGUCUUGGAAGAGAUGAUUGAUCUGGCACACUACACAACAACCCCCAAAGAGCCCGAACCCGUCGAACCCGAUGAGCCCGUCGAGGUGCCCGAUAUCGAAGCCGCUCUGCAAAAUGAGGGCAAAGCCGUCGAACCAGAAGAUAUCUACCAGCAAGUCAUGAGCUUGUGCCCGCCGAACAAUGGCGAUCCCAACGAGCCUCACUACGUCAAGCAGACUAAAUUUAUCAAGCUGAAGAAGGUCUUGAUGAACGGCUUCACCCAAAACCAACUGAUGGUCUUUUACUCGGUCGCCAAGAAUAUACAACAGAAAAAGGUCAACAAGGGGGUCCUGGAUAGCAUAAAGCGCGACAGUAGCGACCCAAAUCAGCCAAUAGAGCGCUCUGAGUGGCAGCCCGGUACCACAAAAGUUACCGAACGCCUACCUGGAGUCGACCGCCAUGUGAAAGUCAUGGGCUGGCGGAGGUACGUCAGCAAGCAGUUGCUAGUUGACCGCAUCCUCAGAGAUGCUUGGAACCUGAUGCUCUUAGAGGAGAUUGAGGCGCCUGGCGAGAUUGAGUUCUUCCUAAGGCCAUGGCAACUGGCCCUGCUCAAUACCGGAGAAAAGGAAACAGUGCUCAAUAAGAUUCGACAGGCCAGGCGGGCCAAGGUUGAAGUCUUGAAGCAGUUCGACGUCAUCCGUAUCACGGCUGACAAAAGCACGGCUGAGUAUGCUGCGAAUGACAUAGAAAAUGCUCUACAGACUACGGUGACCGAACGGAUCAACUUGCUUCCUUACAAGCCAUUGCUAAUCGAUGGCAUUGUGUCGAAUGACAAGAAGCCGGACUUGACUGAAUUGUUUUCACAAAAGACCCUAGACACUGUCUCAAAGCUUACCCAGACUGUCAUCGAGGUUACUACCAAGCUAGUGUUCACUAUUCGGGGCUUUGACAGCACUGCCGUGGAGGAGGCAAAGCGGACCUUGGUCAAGUUCCUACCAUUCAAGGACUCCACAGUCCGUACAUUUGAUACCCUAAAGCUAGGGAGUGCCAAAAGUGCAAGUUUCCUAUUGCCGGUCUUCCCAGAAGAGAAGUCAAUGGAUCACAAGUACCGCGACCAACAACUGGGUCGUAUGUCGAUGCCCAUCGUACGCCUGACUGGACCUGAGAAUGUCGAUAAUUCGGUAGAGAAACCUCACAAAAUUCCCAAGAUUCCCAAGACAUCACUGAGUGGUCUCAUGACUCGAACUAUGGCGACUGUACUGAAGCCGACUUCUGAUGCACCAAAGCCUUUAGAAGCGACCGACGUUUGGGUGCCAGUACCAGAGUACAGGCUCUCAGCAGAAAUCGGCCAGGCACUUUUCCCCUUAGCACACGCAGAUCCUACCAAAGCAAUUCAGACCGCGCUCGCUCAACCGUCUCAAGCCACAUUCCUGCCCACCUUUCCCGGCCUGAACAGUCUGCUCACAUCGCCGGAAGUAACAGCAACCGCACGCUUACGCGUGCCAUCUCUACUCUACGAUUUCAUGCCCAGUCCCGACCAGCCUGACUUUGAACGCGGCCAACUGUUCCCCAAGCUCCAAAUCCAAAUGCGCCCCGGUUACAAUGGCGCAAAGCCAAUCUUCCGUAAACUCACCCUCAGCUUCCAACACCACAUACACGACGUGCUCCUCCCAGACAAGGCGGCAGACGUGCGUUUCUUCCGCCGCGGCACCUUGACUCUCCGCGAAGACCACAAGGAGAACAACGUGCACGAAUGGGUCGAAACCGUCCUCGCAAACAUCCAAGGUGGCGGCCGCCUCACCGCUCCCAACCUCCGCCUCCAAAUUCCCGAAUGCGUGAUCCCUGGCUUUUCUGCAGAUUCGCAAAAGCUGCGUCCCGUAAACUAUGUCUUCUCAGGUAUUCAAUUUAGGCAGUCGGUCCAGGGCAAUCUGUUUGGCGAAUCCAUCUCGUACAGUGCGGUGCAAGCGGGCAAGUUUGGGGCAAAUCUCGCGAGCCUAACCGCGCAUUAUAACGGCCACGGGGAUAAGCAAGCGAAGGAUGAAGAGGCGGUCAAGGCGUUUGUGAAGAGGUGUUUUGAUAUUGUCAAUUUAGUCCAUGGUGCCAGUAUGCAGACGUUACCGGUGGGCAAGCUGUUGAGGCCCAGGGACGAGAAUAGUGAGAGGAAGAUAAGGCGAGAAGGUAUGUUCGGGAAGAAGGCGGAUAGGGAGGAGGGUGAAGGUGAGAGAGCAGUUAGUGAAGAGGGCAGGGAGCACGACCUAGGUGGACAGGUGGAGGAAGGGGGGUCGGUGAAUGAUGCUGAAAUACAGGAACGUUCUGCGGAAGACAGUCAUGGCAAUGACAGUCGACUUGAUGAUUCUUCCAAAACACUGGAAUCCGAGCAGUAA